AUGUCUUUCGGCUUCCUACGAUGGUACCACAGCAUAGAGAAGGCCAUCGAUCGAGCUGCGAGUGAGAACAUCAUCGUGUUCGCUUCUGCGUCGAACAGCGGUGCCAAUCGCAAGAUCGCCUUUCCUGCAUCAUACCCCCGAGUCAUCUGCAUCAACUCUGCCGACGGCAGUGGUGCAAGAUCAAGGUAUAAUUUUCCCCCGAGUCUACAAGUCACAACUUCUCCGUUCUCGGAGAAGCCGGUUCCUCGGCCUGGCCAACAGGGUUUGGAGAGGGCCCCGAGAAGCGUCGGUGGGAGUUGGCGAAACAGCUCAAGCUAG
Letharia columbiana is the source of this 318-nucleotide messenger RNA. RefSeq lists its product as uncharacterized. Gene Ontology annotation, biological process: proteolysis. The transcript is spliced from 2 exons. Gene Ontology annotation, molecular function: serine-type endopeptidase activity. The coding region runs from base 1 to 318 and encodes 105 amino acids. Lineage: Eukaryota; Fungi; Ascomycota; Lecanoromycetes; Lecanorales; Parmeliaceae. The record is from RefSeq and is a predicted model, not a curated record.